AUAAUACGCUUUCAAAUUGUAAAACCAAAUUAUCUCGUUCACCGUCGUCAUUCGCCGCCACCUCCGCCACACCAUCAGCAUAGUUUUAUUUUCGCUGUCAUCACUGAAGCACCGUAUUUGGGUCGUGUCCAGACAUUAUCAUACAUAACCUUUCCAUCUCAUUGUUUAGCAAUCCAUCUUAUCUCUCCGAGUAGAGACGCCAAAAAUUUGACAUUUUUAGGGUAUUGCUGUAAUGGACGAGGGACGUGGAAAGGACAUUGAGUUGUUGGAGGAAAUCAUCGAUAAAGGUCUCAAACAGAAGCUUCUACAAGCAAUUGCUUCACGGGAUAAGAUCUUUGAAGAAGAAAAAGAACUCACUGACUUGCGGAAAAACCUAGAAACUCUGGAAAAAAAUGGUGUAAAUAGUCUCAAAACGAUGGUCAACCUCGGUUCAGAGGUGUACAUGCAAGCUGAAGUGCCAGAUACAAGGCACAUAUUCAUGGAUGUAGGACUCGGGUUCUAUGUGGAAUUCACCCGCCAAGAAGCUCUUGACUAUAUUCCAAAAAGGGAGGAACUAGUUAAAAAACAAUUAGAAGAGGUAACUAAAGUUAUUGCGCAGAUCAAAGGGCGUAUCAAGCUGGCUCAUCACCAGAUUCAGCAAAUACUCAAUCUUCCAGACGAGAAUACAUCUUCACACCGGCAACGUGCGUUUCAGUACUAACCAUGAGAGAAAGAUAAGGAUUCCUAUUUGCACUGUCGAUUGGUUCCCUGCGUUCUUUCUUUAAAUUAAAGUUUAAGCGUGUGGAAAAGGGGAAUUAUCUUUGGUGCAAUACUAACAACUCUCUUCUCCACUAGACCGAAGUGUUUGUGUUAGACAGACAUUAAUCUAAGAUUUUCAAAUGACUGUUGGUAAACCUUACUGUUAGAUGAGGGCCAGGCGUACCUAUUUGAAA
Raphanus sativus (radish) is the source of this 932-nucleotide messenger RNA. RefSeq lists its product as uncharacterized. Gene Ontology annotation, biological process: positive regulation of transcription by RNA polymerase II. Gene Ontology annotation, molecular function: transcription coregulator activity. The coding region runs from base 233 to 700 and encodes 155 amino acids. Gene Ontology annotation, cellular component: mediator complex; chromatin. The record is from RefSeq and is a predicted model, not a curated record. The transcript has 8 exons. Lineage: Eukaryota; Viridiplantae; Streptophyta; Magnoliopsida; Brassicales; Brassicaceae.